ACUAAACAACUAGGUGGCGGCAGUGCAUCUAAACACCGACUAUCGCGCUCCAGAACCCAUGAAGAAGAAGCAGCAGUAAUGGAGGCAGCCUUCAGCCGGUCCAAGAGCCAGAACCAGGACCGACUGGACCUGAGCCGUAAAGGCAGCGUGGAUGAGGACAUCCGGUCGGUGGUUUCUCUGCUCAACGGCUGCGAGCAGUUCUUCACCACCAGCUCCUGUUCCGGAAGGAUCAUCGUCAUUGAUGGGGCGGCGUGCAGCGGCGACGUCCACAAGCAGGACUGUGUCUGGCUCUUGGUGUCCCACCAGAAGUGCUCCUCUGAGGACGUGAUGUGCGCUCUGAGCAGGUCCAGCCGAGACGCCGUGUUGAAGUUUGAGCCCUUUGUUCUCCACGUCCGCUGCCGGAGGCUGGAGGACGCUCAGCUUGUGCACUCGGCUGCCGUCAACUCAGGCUUCAGGAACUCUGGGAUCACCGUCGGCCGGACGGGAAAGAUCAUCUCGGCGGUCCGCAGCACCCACGGCCUGGAGGUUCCUCUGAGCCAUGAAGGCAGACUCCUGGUGGACGACGACUACGUCCGCUUCCUGACGCAGACGGCCAAUCAGAAGAUGGAGGAGAACCUGAGACGGAUACAGAGGUUCUACCAGAACCUCCAGUCAGCCCUGUCAGCAGAGAGACUCGCCGUUCCAGACGCUCCCAGUGAACCCCGAAGCGGGAGGACGGCAGGACGGGGAGCGAGCGAACAGAACCCGAGGAGCCGGCAGCGUGAGGCUGAGGGUUUCCAUGGUGACCUGGAUCUGGAUGACUGUCUGGAUCUGUUCACGUGAACGGCUGAGGGUUUCCAUGGUGACCUGGAUCUGGAUCUGUUCACGUGAACGGCUGAGGGUUUCCAUGGUGACCUGGAUCUGGAUCUGUUCACGUGAACGGCUGAGGGUUAACGUUCCUCUAAGACCAAACCGUCCCUGACAGACAUGCUGGAGGAGGAGUGACAUGACUGAACAUUGGACCCGGUCCUGCUGGUCCUGGAAUCGCAGUCGGUCCUGCUGG
Molecule: messenger RNA, 1042 nt
Organism: Cyprinodon variegatus (sheepshead minnow)
Lineage: Eukaryota; Metazoa; Chordata; Actinopteri; Cyprinodontiformes; Cyprinodontidae
Gene: tyw3
Product: tRNA-yW synthesizing protein 3 homolog
Exons: 6
Coding region: 79-822 (247 amino acids)
Biological process (GO): tRNA methylation
Cellular component (GO): cytoplasm
Molecular function (GO): tRNA methyltransferase activity
Source: RefSeq, a predicted model, not a curated record